CUGACAUUGUCAGUGAUGUGUGCCACUGCUUUUCAGUAGCUCAGCUGAACUGAUCUCACCAUGUUUAUCCACUGUAAACUGGUAAUACUGAUACUCGUGCUGACUCUUGAUGGCCAAGUUCAUACAGGGGAAAUCUAUGGGGGUCAUGAGGCAGUGCCACAUAGCAGGCCAUACAUGGUGCUUUUGGUGCGAACCAUGCCGGAUGGUACUACAAGACACUGUGGUGGCUUCCUUCUGAAUGAGGAUUUUGUGAUGACUGCAGCCCACUGCCAAAACGGGUCCCACAUAGUCCUACUGGGAGUUCACAAUGCCCAUAAGACUAGUGAAGGACAGAGUAUUUCUGUUGAACAAACUUUUCCACGUAAAGACUUCAACAAAACUGAUUUUAAAAAUGACAUAAUGCUUCUUAAGCUGAGCUCCAAGGCAAAAUUCAGCAAAAGUGUGAGACCCAUUGCUCUCGCAGGCCAAGAUGAUGGCUCGGUCCCAAAAUCCUGUAUAGUCUCCGGCUGGGGAAGUUAUGACAGGAACGACAAACAUAUGUCACAUGUACUCAGGGAGGUCAACGUAACACUCAUUGACAAUGAGAAGUGUCGUAAGGACAACUUGUACUGCUCUGAGGGAGAGACUGGACCAGCUGCGGGAGACUCUGGUGGCCCAUUGGUCUGUGAAGAUGGGAAGGCAUACGGGGUGGUGUCCUCCACCUUCCAUCCAAACUCAGGUGGCCCGCCUAUCCAUUGUUUCGCGAAGAUUCCUGACCAGAGAAUCUGGAUCGAUUUGAUCAUGAAAAAUGCAUGGAAAAAGGUCAAUUACAUGUAAAUAUUGAUUGGUCAAAUCUCAACAUUUGAAUUUACAGUUUAUUUGUAUAGCACUGGGGAGCUGAUAACUGAGACGCUAAUAUGACGACUGAUUCCAUAGCAAUGAGACUGUCAGACCAAAUUCUGGGCUUGCUUGCUUUGCACAGAUUUAAUGAAAAUAUUCUUUACUUUGUUGUUACCAAAUGACACAAAUGGAAAUCUUUGUUAGGUGCUCUGAGCCCAGACUGAAAAUAUUUAAAUGUGAUUUGGUUCAUUUGAGUGUUUUUUCUGCAGCAAAAAGUGUAGAUUUAAUACUGUUUAGAUAGACAUGUAUUGAUUAGAUACAGAUGUCAUCCUGCUCUUAAAUACGAAAUUACAUACAUUACAUAUAUUAUUGCUUUUAGCAUCUUCUUUUUGAUUCAAUCAAAUAAUCACAGGAUCCUCGAAGUUUGUUUUGUACCAUAUUUUUAAACAAUAAACUGUAACUCUCUCA
Micropterus dolomieu (smallmouth bass) is the source of this 1287-nucleotide messenger RNA. RefSeq names its product granzyme E-like. Gene Ontology annotation, biological process: proteolysis. NCBI's taxonomy places the organism in Eukaryota, Metazoa, Chordata, Actinopteri, Centrarchiformes, Centrarchidae. Gene Ontology annotation, molecular function: serine-type endopeptidase activity. The record is from RefSeq and is a predicted model, not a curated record. The transcript has 5 exons. The coding region runs from base 61 to 816 and encodes 251 amino acids.